AUGGCACGAUCAAGAAGGACAAUGCUUUUGAAAGAGAAUCGUUCCAAACGUCAAAAAUACAGCCCUCACCAACAGUUUCCUCUCGAGGCAACUAUUAACACUACAAUGUCAUUCACGCCGAGGCAACCUCUGUCCGAAUUGACUCCAUCCUUUCAAAACAGUACUACAACAACGAGAAUUGAUGGACAGUCACAACAUUUGAGUGUAGAUAUUGAAGGUUCGGGACCGAGCGCAACAAGACACGCCUUUAAAACAAAUAUAAGGUCCCGAGGGAUAGAUACAUUAGCAACAAAUCUAUUUUCAAAAUUUGCAUCCAGCUCUACGACGAGUGAAAAUGCGGGAUGUACUCCUUCCUCAUUAAAAGCUAAUCAAAAACGGUGUCCGGAUGAAAACUUCGUCGGUGAAGGUGGAGGUUCUUCUACGAUACACAUGUUAGUGCAAUCCCUAUGUAUUUCACACCAACUUAUUUACCAACUUAGUGCAAUCCCUUACUUGCUUAUCAAGAUAACACAUUUAACAAUUUAUUUAACUGUGCUAUUGUUGUCUGUUCAUAUAACUUGUGUGACAAGAUUACCACAAAUUCCCAGACCGGUGAGAGGUAGGCCUAAGAAUCACUACGGAGUUCCAAAUAUGGCUAUGAACUUAACCAGAAAGUUUCCUAUACUUGAAAGAGAGGAAGGGCAUCACACGGUGAAUCUGAACCUUGGUUACACCGGUCAAAUAAGUUGUGUUUAUGCUCCCAAACGACGUAGAGGCCGGCCAAGAAAACAUAUGCGUGAUCCAGAGUCAGGACUGAAUUUGAAUACACAGCGACCAACACAAACCAGUAGUCGGCUGCACCCCAUUCCAAAUGAUACACCCGGACCAAGUAAUGUCAUUAACACACCGCGCCCUGCUCGGCAAAUAGAAGAGAUAUCCAAGAAUCAUGUUUCUCACGAGGUCACGCAAAUGUCACAGUCCACGCCCAAUCACCAACGCAGAACCGAGCCAACAUGUCCUAUUUUUACACCUACGGUUAAUAUGGAUUUUAAUACUGACUCCGACGACGACAGCGACUACGACCCGUUUGCAGCAUACCUAUCCGACGAGGAAAACUUUUCUGAAUCAGAAGAUCUUGAAGCGCCUUUUACAAUCAAUGACAAUGCAACUGGACAUUCAGAGGAAUAUUACGAUAUCGGUUCCCCACUUAUCGAAUGUUGUUAUUGCAAAGCAAGGAUGUGGUAUCAGGAAAGGAUGCACAAAAGUACACAUUCAGCUAACCCAAAGUUUAUGAUGUGUUGUGGUAACGGCAAGGUUGAAUUACCAAUGCUAAGACAACCUCCCGUAUACAAUAUGAUGUUUGCAUUCACAUCCCCGGGAGCAAAGAUAGACAAUCGUUUUAACAAUGGUCGCGGCCCUCCAACAAUGAGGAUACAAGGUCAAACGUGUCAUCGAAUUGGAAGUUUGCUCCCUCCUCAAGGGCAAAAGCCGAAAUUUGCACAAUUAUAUAUAUAUGACACGGAAAAUGAAGCCGAAAACCGUAUGCAUGGACUUAGGAACAAAGAGAACAUUGAUUCUGAUGUAGUAAACCAGCUGUCCAAAAUGCUGUACGAAUACAAUCCUCACGCAAAGAGCUUUCAGAUGGCGAAACAAUGGUUAGCCAAUGGGGAAACUCAAAAUCUCAAACUACGCCUCAUUUCUAACCGAUCGACCGAUGGAAGAGUGUAUAACCAACCUACUGUGUCUGAAGUCGCGGCCUUGGUCGUUGGUGAUAUUGACACGGCGGAAAUGCGUGAUAUCAUUAUGCAAACAAGAGGUGGGGGACUUCAAAGAAUCAACGAAUUGCAUGCAGCUUACAUGGCAUACCAGUAUCCUUUGAUUUUUCCUUAUGGUGAGGACGGUUAUAGACCUGAUGUAGCUCACAGGGACUUGCCUGGCAACAAUAACAGCAUACGAAAUAGGCUCACAAUUCGGGAAUUCUUGACUUUAUUAUCUUCUAGAAGGUUGUUCCAGCAGUUUCUGGUCGAUGGUUACACAAUGUUAGAGUCUGAGAAACUAGAAUGGUUACGUAAAAAUCAACCAAAACUUCGAGUUUCCAAGUACAACUCUUUGAAUGAAGAGGGAGACCAAAGUCAGGCCCAAGGGAACAGCAUAGGCAAACGAGUGGUAUUGCCUUCUUCCUUUGUUGGAGGACGUAGGUUUAUGGAUCAAUUGUACUAUGAUGGAAUGGCUAUAUGCAGUAAAGUUGGAUUUCCUGAUUUGUUUAUUACCUUUACUUGUAAUCCAAAUUGGCCCGAGAUUCAAAGAGUACUUAGACCUCUUCAUUUGAAACCUCAAGAUCGACCGGAUAUCAUCUCAAGAGUCUUCAAAAUCAAAUUUGAUCAAUUGCUUACAGAUUUAACCAAAAAAGGUGUUCUUGGCAAAGUACUUGCCUACAUGUACACCAUUGAGUUUCAAAAGAGAGGAUUGCCUCAUGCCCAUAUAUUGAUCUUCUUGCAUCCUUCAAACAAAUAUCCAGGUCCAGAAGACAUUGACAAGAUCAUUAGUGCUGAAGUGCCCGAUCCCGAAACACACCCUCGGUUGUACAGUUUGGUCAAAGCUCACAUGGUUCAUGGUCCUUGUGGUUUGGCAAAUCCCAAAACACCUUGCACGAAAGAUGGAAGGUGCACCAAGUUUUACCCUAAGAAAUUUCAACCUACGACGAUCGUGGACCAAGAAGGGUAUCCUGUUUAUAGGAGAAGAGACAACAAACACACCAUUGAAAAAAAUGGACUCAUCUUUCAUAGUGGUCAUGUUGUUCCUCACAAUCCAAGUUUGUUGUUGAAGUACGAAGCCCACAUUAACAUGGAAUGGUGCAACCAAAGUACUUCUAUCAAAUACCUCUUCAAGUAUAUAAACAAAGGUUCUGAUAGAAUUUCUGCAAUCAUACAAGGCCAAGAUAAGAACAACGUCGACGAAAUCAAACAAUAUUUGGAUUGUCGAUACAUCUCCCCAAGUGAAGCAUGCUGGAGGAUAUUUUCCUAUUCUAUACAUGGCAGAAAGCCAGCCGUAGAAAGACCAAGUGUAACAGAGUCUAUGUUUACAGCAUGGUUCGAAGCAAACAAGACUUAUGAAGAAGCAAGAUUACUAACUUAUGGGGACUUUGUUUCUAAAUUUGUUUAUCAUAAAAGAAGUCGAUCUUGGAAACCAAGGAAACGAGGGUAUACCAUUGGUCGACUCAUUUGGGUUCCUCAAAGCACUGGGGAGUUGUUUUAUUUAAGGAUGAUGCUCACUUGCAAAAAAGGCCCUUUAUCCUAUCAAGACAUCAAGACGGUUGACGGUAAGAGACUAAAAACAUUUCGAGAUGCAUGCUUUGCAAUGGGGUUUUUACAAGAUGAUCGCGAAUUUGUCGAGGCCAUCAAAGAGGCACAUCAGUGGGGUUCAGGUCAUUUUUUACGCAAGCUUUUUGUUACCAUGUUACUAUCUUCAUCGAUGAAUAGACCGGAACACGUUUGGAGAAAGACUUGGAUGUAUUUAUCAGAUGGCAUUCUUUAUGAUCAACGAGUAUUCGCAAGAGAUCAAGAAAUUUUUUCAGCAUUGAAACUUUGUUUUUCUUUAUUCGGUAUCAUAGGUCUGACGAUGUGUGAUGCCGAGCUAAAAGAACGAACACUCAUGGCUAUUGAAACACUGUUGCAAAAUAAUAAUCGAAGUUUGAAGGACUUCAAGACCAUGCCAUAUCCUAAAGACUAUGUCGAAACCUUUACAGGAAAUCGACUCCUUUAUGAUGAACGGCAAUAUGAUGUUCUUGCUCAACAACAACUGUUUGAAAGUCUCUACGCUUCUCUUACAGAUGAACAAAGGAGCAUCUUUGAGGAAAUCAUGACUGCUGUAGAAAAGCAAGAAGGAGGAGUUUUUUUUUUAUAUGGCUACGGUGGCACUGGUAAGACCUUCAUGUGGAACACUCUAUCAGCAGCACUUAGGUCUAAGAAAAAAAUUGUUUUGCCGGUUGCUUCAAGUGGGAUUGCAAGUUUGUUGUUACCAGGUGGAAGAACUGCUCAUUCUAGAUUUAAGAUUCCUGUCCCUACUUUGGAAAAUUCCAUAUGCAACAUUGAAAAACAAGAUCACCUUGCUGAGCUUCUAAAGAUGACAGAUCUAAUCAUAUGGGAUGAGGCUCCUAUGGCUAACAAGUUUUGCUUUGAAUCACUUGACAAAUCCUUGAGAGAUAUUAUGAGUGCAGACACAAAUGCAUCUAAAAGAGUUUUUGGAGGAAAGGUUGUUGUCUUUGGAGGUGACUUCAGACAAAUUCUCCCUGUUAUACCGAGAGGUACUAGAUCUGAUAUCAUUCAUGCAACAAUCAAUGCGUCUUACAUUUGGGAUCAUUGUAAAGUCUUGAGGCUUACAAAGAACAUGCGCUUGCAAGUUGGUCAACCUACUUCUACAAAUGAUGAGAUAAGGAGUUUUUCUGAGUGGAUUUUAAAAAUUGGAGAUGGUACCAUGUGCGAGCCAAAUGAUGGCUAUGCUGAUAUUUGUAUUCCAGAAGAGUUCUUAAUUUCCAACUUUUCAGAUCCGAUUAAGGGAAUUGUUGAAGAUACGUACCCUGAUCUCAUUCAUAACUAUCUUGAUUCCACCUAUCUUCAGAGUCGUGCAAUCUUAGCUUCAACAAUCGAAGUAGUCGAUGAUAUCAACCAAUAUAUAACAAACCUUCUUCCAGGUAUUCAAGUUUUUUUUCCGUUAUACUGUUGGACAUACAUUUUAUCUAAAUAUUCAUCUUUUUCAAUUGUUGUAGGAGAAGAGAAAGAAUACUUUAGCAGUGAUUCUAUUGAUAAAUCUGAUGCAAAUAGCUUUGAUGCAUAUGAGCACGUAACACCCGAGUUCCUAAAUGCUCUUAAGACUUCGGGAUUGCCUAACCAUUCAAUUAAGUUAAAAGUUGGUGCCACUAUUAUGUUAAUGCGCAACUUAGACCAAUCUGAAGGUUUGUGCAAUGGUACCAGGCUAACUGUUACCAGGCUUGCUGCUCAUGUCAUUGAAGCUAAGAUCAUUUCUGGAAAAAAUGUUGGUAACUUAUUUUAUAUUCCUAGAAUGUCUCUGUCCCCUUCACAGUCACCGUGGCCAUUUAAACUGGUGAGACGCCAAUUUCCAAUUAUUGUUUCCUUUGCCAUGACUAUUAACAAGUCUCAAGGCCAAUCGCUUGACAAUGUUGGUUUGUACUUGCCAAAAGAAGUUUUUAGUCAUGGGCAAUUAUAUGUGGCUAUCUCAAGAGUGAGAUCCAAAAAGGGAUUAAGGAUUCUUAUUCAUGACAAAGAUAAAGAACCUAUGCUCUCUACCACCAAUGUUGUAUUCAAAGAAGUGUUCCAUAACAUUUGA
Messenger RNA from Vicia villosa (hairy vetch), 5322 nucleotides. RefSeq lists its product as uncharacterized. The record is from RefSeq and is a predicted model, not a curated record. The transcript has 14 exons. Gene Ontology annotation, biological process: DNA repair; telomere maintenance. The coding region runs from base 1 to 5322 and encodes 1773 amino acids. Gene Ontology annotation, molecular function: DNA helicase activity. Lineage: Eukaryota; Viridiplantae; Streptophyta; Magnoliopsida; Fabales; Fabaceae.